GUUAAACUAACCAACUGUUAAUAGCCUCUGUUUCCUCUAAAUGCUCCAGAUCAGUUUAAAACUACUUCUGGCCUAAUUAAUCUGUUGUCUUGAGGAGCAGAAAGAUGUGGAGCUGUCAACACGUGCUGUUCAUCAUCUGCACUCUGAACUGUGUGAGCGGUGCUGCAAGUUUGAUCCACGUGUUUGGAUAUGAGGGCAAAGAAGUUAAAAUUUCAUGCCCAUAUAUUAAGGAUUAUGAGAGUUUUAAAAAGUACUUGUGUAAGAAUGGAUGCGGCAACCGCGAUGUUCUAAUUACCACAUUACAAAGAAAUACAAGCAAAUAUUUAAUCUACGAUGACACAAAGAAAACAAUUAUCACAGUAACCAUCUCUGAUCUUCGUUCACAUGAUGCCGGGAAAUACUGGUGUGGAGUCACCAGGUUGGGUAAAGAUCUGUACACUGAAGUAAAGCUGGAAGUAAAAAAAGACAGAUGCUGCAACACUGUGAGUAAAAUCCAAAGUAUUGAGGAAGGUUCAGUGUCCAUCAGCUGUCCGUAUGACUCUGAGUCUGUCAACAACCUGAAGUACAUCUGCAGAGGAAACCGUCCCUCCACAUGUCUACAGCAGGCAGUAAUCACCUCUGACACCAAACAAAAAGGACGACUCAGCUUCAACAGUGACACAAACACAAGUAUAUUUAAAGUGACUAUUUCCAAACUGACCCUGAGGGAUUCUGGGCCAUAUCUUUGUGGUGUACAGAGAAACUCAGGAGUAGAUGUUUUCUCUGCUGUUGAGCUGGAGGUCAAAAAAUUGGAGUUAUUCCACAUCAGUGGCAUCGUGGGACAUCCAGUGACUCUGCAGUGUCCCAAUCCACCAGAACAGCGCGAUAAAAAGAUGUUCCUCUGUAAAGGAGACCAACACAACAACUGCACAGACAUAAUGGAAAAUCGAAGAAAGUUCAUGCUGCACAAUGUUUCCUCCAGCUGUUUCUCUGUGACCAUCACUGACCUGGAAGCAGCUGAUGCAGGAACAUACUACUGUGGUUCAGACUCUCAGCUGAGCUACAUAAAGAUACAGCUGACAGUUGUCUCUACAGAUCAAAGCAGCACUGUGUCUCCGAUCAUCACUGAUGAGCAGAUUACAUCUCUGACAACAUCCCCACAUCUGACUGAUGUGACUUUAUUUUACAUUCUGCCUGCAGUCCUCGCUCUGCUGUUGAUCCUGGUAUUUCUCCUUUGGAUGGUUUUAAAAUACAAAUCAAGGAGCAAGAAAGUGGAUGGAGUCGGACUGAAUGUGUUGAACUCAGAUGUGGGGAUGAUCAGUAAUGAUAUAUAUGAAUUACAAGAGAAUGCGUUUUACAUGAACAUUUCCAGUCCACCAAACAUGUCGAAUCAUCAUGAUAUCUACAGCAACAUCCUUUACAGGAACAACCUGUCACAAUUAGGAAACAUGUGACCAGAGCUUUCAACAUCUUAUUUAACAGCUAAACCAGCCAAAUGCUUCUUUUUUCAUUUAGAUGUUUGAGUUUUUUCAAAUGUGACUUAAGUGUGUUAAAGCUACAGCAAAGUGAAGACACAAACACCAAAAAAAAAUCACAAUGAAUACAAAUAAAAAUAGUGGCUUCAGCUGCACACUGAAGAUCAUGCUAUUUGUUAGUUGUUUCACAAUAUGUUCCUUUUGUGUGUCUGAAACCAUGAAGGAAUUUCAAAGUUUCAAAGAAUUUACACAUAAAACCAAAAUUUAUACCCCUGGCAGAUUUAGGUUUAAAGUGAUCAUUUAACAACAUUUUCCUUCUGACUAGAAGUUAUUUGAACAUUUCGAGUUUCCCAGUCAGAAUCUUGACUUGGAUCUUUAGACAGCUAAAGAUUAGGGUGAUGGCAAGGAGUCCUUCCAACCUCAAACGCUUGGGGCUCAGUGCAGAAGAUGAAUCUGUCAUGUUUCUAGAGCACUUCCUGGCCCACAUGAUGAAUCAGACUCAGAGAUCAGACUAAAUUUAAAAUAGGAUUUAUUUACAAUGAGCUACAAUGAAAAAGGUGCAAGAGGGAGAGUUCUGCAGCAUCUGGGAAAACAAAAGUCCAGUUAGUCGAGGCAGGUAGGAUUAAGCCAAAUAGGAACCCCUGCAACACAGCAGGAUGGCCCACUGUGUUGUUGUCAGAAAAUGAUUUUGAGCAGAGUUUGAGAUCCUGGUGAUAUCUGGUAGAGGCUUGUGUGAAGACAGGUUCUACUGUGAGCAGAGCUUGUUGAAGGUUAGUGAAGAGGGAUAGAGGGGUUAGAGAGCAGGUAGGCAGGUGACGGCUGAGGAUGUAGAAGCUGCAGUGAAAGACAGAGGAAGGGUUUCUUGGAGAGAUCCGUUUUGGAGAGGCUUGAAGAGGUAACUUGGCCAGACGUAAGGCCACCAGUAGAGACUCAAUUUAAGAGGCAUAGCAGACACAAAAAUUAGUUCAAGGCAGGCGAGGUAAAGCACAAAAAUUCAAUUUUCUCUGGAAGACAAGAUUUGGCUUGAAUCUACCAGUGAGGUCAAGCAUCAGGAGAAGAUUGGUCUUCAAGCAGCUCCUAAAAACCCCAGCAACUGAUGAGAAAAUUGCAGACAGGUGUGUGAACUUCAGCUAGAAGCCACGCCUUCCAGCAGAGAUCCUCUAAGAAAAAACCUUACACUAUUCACACUCACAAGCACACACCAGGAUCAUGACAGAAUCCCCUUAAUACCAGAGCAAACAUGCACAAGACGGGUCAGCAAUUAAAAGAAGGGUUUGAUUGCUGCAAGGCAAAUAAAGAUUUUUUUCAUCAGUUAAUAAGAAGUGUAUAAAUGAUUUUAAACAUGAAGUUUUUAAAUGUAAAAAUGUAAAUAAAAAAUGCAAAUUUUCCAAACUGA
Molecule: messenger RNA, 2850 nt
Organism: Girardinichthys multiradiatus
Lineage: Eukaryota; Metazoa; Chordata; Actinopteri; Cyprinodontiformes; Goodeidae
Product: polymeric immunoglobulin receptor-like
Exons: 8
Coding region: 105-1433 (442 amino acids)
Source: RefSeq, a predicted model, not a curated record